Molecule: messenger RNA, 7385 nt
Organism: Gryllus bimaculatus (two-spotted cricket)
Lineage: Eukaryota; Metazoa; Arthropoda; Insecta; Orthoptera; Gryllidae
Source: the annotation of a GenBank genome assembly
UGCACGACUACAUAAAUCGUACUUUACUUUGAAGCUCACUGGGGUGUCGAAGUUCUGCAAAAAUAUUCCUACGGCGCAUGAAUACAAUUUGUAAAACUCUUUCCGUGGCUUGAUUGCAAAGAAUUGUGGUCUCACACAACGCACUGAAGCAGCCAUUUUGUUGGAAAGUGUUGAACGGGAAGUUUGAUGCUGUAGUGGAGUAGCGCAUUAUUCCGUAAAUAGCGUAAUCCCGUGCCUCUCACGUUAUAUUCUCUCAAAUAAUUUAUCCUUUACGUAGUUAAGGGAAAAUGGGAAGGUCUGGAAGAGAUCGUGACAGAGAUCGUGAUCGUGAUAGAGAUAGAGACAGGAGGCGAGACAGAAGUAGAGAUCGCAGUAGAGACCGCAGUCGUGAUCGCAGCAGGGAUAGAAGCAGAAGUAGGGAUAGAUACAGAGAUGACCGAAGAGGUGGUGGCAGGGGGAAGAGGGGUCAGCCUGGAAGUGGCUUAAGAAAGCCUCAUUGGGAUCUUAGUAGAUUACAGCCAUUUCGCAAAGAUUUCUAUGUCCCUCAUCCAGAUGUGGCAAACAGAUCUAUACAAGAAAUUGAAGAAUAUAGAAGUUCAAAAGAAAUAACCUUGAAAGGGAAAAAUAUUCCUCAUCCUAUUCGUACAUUUGAAGAAGCAGGUUUUCCUGAUUAUGUCCUUAAGGAAAUAAGGAAACAAGGAUUCAAAGAACCUACUGCAAUUCAAGCCCAAGGAUGGCCAAUAGCUUUGAGUGGCAGGGAUAUGGUUGGUAUAGCUCAAACUGGAUCAGGAAAAACAUUAUCUUAUAUUCUUCCUGCAAUUGUCCAUAUUAACAACCAGCCAAGACUACAGCGUGGUGAUGGCCCUAUAGCAUUGGUAUUAGCCCCUACCAGAGAACUGGCACAACAGAUUCAACAAGUAGCCAAUGAUUUUGGUUCAUCAUCACAGAUAAGAAAUACAUGUGUGUUUGGAGGUGCUCCGAAGGGUCCACAGGCUCGUGAUCUUGAAAGGGGUGUAGAAAUAGUGAUUGCCACUCCAGGUCGAUUAAUAGAUUUUUUGGAAAGUGGUAAAACCAAUCUGAAAAGAUGUACAUAUUUGGUUUUGGAUGAGGCAGACAGGAUGUUGGACAUGGGAUUUGAACCUCAAAUUAGGAAGAUAGUGGAGCAAAUUCGGCCUGACAGACAAACUCUAAUGUGGUCUGCGACAUGGCCUAAAGAAGUAAGAAAUUUAGCUGAAGAAUUUUUGAAGGAAUAUACACAGAUCAAUGUGGGAUCAUUACAGCUUUCUGCCAAUCACAAUAUUUUGCAAAUAAUAGAUGUUUGUCAAGAAUACGAGAAAGAACAAAAGCUAAGUACUCUCCUAAAAGAGAUCAUGGCUGAAAAAGAGAACAAGAGCAUUGUAUUUAUUGAGACAAAGCGCCGUGUUGAUGAAAUUACUCGAAAAAUGAGGCGUGAUGGAUGGCCUGCAUCAUGCAUACAUGGAGACAAAUCGCAGCCUGAGAGAGAUUGGGUUUUACAAGAAUUUAGAUCAGGAAAAUCUCCCAUUCUUGUGGCCACAGAUGUAGCUGCCAGGGGUUUAGUGCCUAACACGGUGUUAGUGGUGCGGCUUCAGAAUCAGCCUUUAAUUCUGUGCUUUACCUAUUUUAUUAAAAUUAUUUGUACUGUUACAGAUGUGGAAGAUGUGAAGUUUGUUAUAAACUUUGACUACCCCUCGAGCUCGGAAGAUUAUGUUCAUCGUAUUGGUCGAACAGGCCGUUCACAAAGGACAGGCACUGCAUACACUUUCUUCACUCCUAAUAAUGCUAGGCAGGCACCUGAUCUUGUUGCUGUUCUAAGAGAAGCUAAUCAAGUUAUCAACCCCAAAUUGUAUGAAAUGGCAGAAAUGUCAAAAAGUAUGGGUGGCAGAGGUCGCAAUAGAUGGCGAGGAAGAGGUGGUGGUGGAAGAUUCCGCGAUCGUAGUCGCUCACGCACACGCAGUCGAACCAGAAGCAGGAGUCGCAGCAGAGGUCGAGACAGGAGUCGUAGUAGAAGUCGAGACCGCAACCGUCGUGAUCGCACACGCAGCCGCAGCCCACGUGACAGGCGAGAUGAUCGAUCAGGCAAGUUCGAGAGCCUACAGGACCAGCCGCCUCUGUUGCUCCAGCAGCAGCAGCAGGCAGCGACACAGCAGCAGGGUGCCAUUGGUGGGCCACAGCUUCGGCAGGAGCCAGCUAAUGAUGGACUGCCGCCUCCUCACACUGCAGCUGUUCCUCAACCUCUCCUGUAUUCUAUUUCCCAACCUCAACACGAACCCCAGCUGCACUCUGUCAAUGAGUAUGCCUCUGCCUCUUCUCAGCCUGCUCUUCAAAGAUCUAGCAAUUAUGCCCCACCUUCGCUUCUGUUGUCAUCCAGUCAGAUGACUGCCAGUGGCUAUCCCCCUACUCUUCAUUACUCUUCAAAUUAUUCCAUUCCCCACAACCAUUUGGGGAACGGCAUCUCGUACCAGAGUGUGCAGUGCGAGGCUCCAAAGUCAUUGCUGGCCAAUGGCUAUGGGUUUGCUCACGCGAAUCAUCGGUACAAGGGGGAACGUGACAAUUUUAGUAAAACUCGCACAUGGAGUAAAAAUAUGCCUAGUAGUCCAAAUGAGGCAAAUGGAUUUAAAAAAUCUGUUAAUAAAAACAAACAACCCGGAGAAAAAUUAAAAAAACCUGAGUGGAAUAAUUUACAACCUUUUAUGAAGAACUUCUAUGUUCCUCAUACCAAUGUUAUUGGCAGGACAAUGGAUGAUGUGGCAAAAUACCGGCAGAACAAAUCUAUAACAGUCAAAGGCAAUAAUGUACCUCAUCCCAGCCAGUUCUUUGAAGAAGGAAAUUUUCCAGAUUACAUCAUGCAAGAAAUACUAAAGCAAGGAUUUUCUGAGCCAACUGCUAUUCAGGCUCAGGGAUGGCCUAUUGCAUUAAGUGGAAGAGAUAUGGUGGGAAUUGCACAAACAGGGUCUGGGAAAACUCUUGCUUAUGUGCUGCCAGCUACAGUUCAUAUUAAUCAUCAGCAGAGAUUAGCACGUGGUGAAGGACCCAUUGCACUCAUAUUGGUUCCUACUAGGGAAUUAGCUCAACAAAUUCAGACUGUCGCCAGAGAUUUUGGAGCCUCCUCUCUGAUUCGAAAUACCUGUGUGUUUGGUGGAGCACCAAAAGGGCCACAAGCCAGAGAUCUGGAACGAGGAGUGGAAAUAGUGAUUGCUACACCAGGACGUUUGAUUGACUUCUUAGAAAGAGGAACGACCAAUUUGCGACGUUGCACAUACCUUGUCCUUGACGAGGCUGAUCGUAUGCUGGAUAUGGGUUUUGAGCCACAGAUUCGCAAAAUUAUUGAGCAAAUCAGGCCUGACCGCCAGGUGCUGAUGUGGUCAGCUACAUGGCCAAAAGAAGUGCAAGCUUUAGCUGAAGAUUUUCUUACUGACUAUAUACAAAUUAAUAUUGGAUCUUUAAAUGCUGCCAAUCAUAACAUAAUGCAGAUUGUAGAUGUCUGCCAGGAACAUGAAAAAGAAAUAAAGCUGUCAAAGCUUUUGAGAGAAAUAGCAUCUGAAAGGGGAACAAAGAUGAUAAUUUUUGUAGAAACAAAGAAGAAGGUAGAUGAAAUCUCAAAAGCUAUUCGUAGAGAAGGUUGGCCUGCAAUAAGCAUUCAUGGUGAUAAAUCACAGCCAGAACGUGAUUAUGUUUUGUCAGAGUUUCGUAAUGGAAAGUCACCAAUACUUGUUGCUACUGACGUUGCAGCUCGGGGAUUAGAUAUUGAAGAUGUGAAAUAUGUCAUAAAUUUCGAUUAUCCAAACACUUCUGAAGAUUAUAUUCAUCGAAUUGGUCGUACUGGUCGCUGCAAUUUGAGUGGAACAGCAUACGCUUUCUUCACUCCAAAUAAUGCUCGUCAAGCUAAAGAACUUAUUGGAGUUUUGGAAGAGGCAAAUCAAAUUGUUAAUCCUAAAUUAAUUGAAAUGGCAAACUUGGCAAAGAACAAUAUGGGUGGACGACAUCGAUGGAAUAAUCGUAACAAGGAAAAAAAUAACAAUGGUAAUACUUCAUCUGCAAGAAAUUCCAGCACUCCCAGUAACACCUGGUCUCCUGGACAAACAAAUGGCACUACUAAGUUCCGUCAGCCAGGGUCUGUACCUCGUUAUUCUAAUGGUACCAAUAAUUCAUCUUCUCGGAGCAAUGGAAGCGACAGUUACCGUAAUAAUGGAUACCAGCAAGCCAAUUUUGGGCAACAGAAUGGGUACACUCAUCAAAAUGGUUAUGCCCAACAGAAUGGAUAUCCUCAUCAAAAUGGAUAUGCCCAUCAAAAUGGUUAUUCUCAUCAAAAUGGUUUUGAGAAUAAUUAUAGUCGACCACAAAAUGGAAAUAAUGGAAGAUCAUAUGGAGGACAAGGCCCACGCUAUCAGAAUCAGAGGUUCAGUAACCGUCACCAAGCCAAUGGCACAGGCAACCAGGGUGGGGGUAAUGGAGGUGCUAUGACUGCAGCUCAGUCUCCUCACCAUGGAAUGUAUUCCAUGCCACCACCUUUCAUGAUGGCAUCUAACAAUGAUGCUAACAUGCAGAGCAUUCUGAGCAGCAAGUUCUUCCAGUCCACCCGUCCACCACCCCAUUCCAAUCCUUGUGCUUAUCAAAAUAUGGCAACAAAUGCUUUCUCCCAAUAUCACCAGCCCAUUCCAUAUGCCUAUGGCUAUGGACAACCCACUGCUGUUCAACAGGCUCAACCUAAUAUGCAAUUUGGAAAGCCGAGAAUGGGUGGCAAUUUCAACAAUGAAAAUAGAAGAUUUGGAAUGGGUGAUAACAGAAAUGGCGGUUUCAGGGCUGGUCCAAGAACAAAUGGAACCAAUGACUUUAUUAAAAAUGGUAAAAAGCCAAGUGUGGUGGCUGUAUUGAAUAAGCCACAAUGGGAUUUGACAUCAUUGUCCCCAUUCUCAAAGAAUUUCUAUGUUCCUCAUUCUAAUAUUAUGUCCAGAUCACGUCAGGAAGUGGAUGAUUAUCGUCGGAAUCAACAGAUAACUGUUAAAGGUGCUAACAUGCCUAAUCCAAUUCAGUUUUUUGAAGAAGCAAAUUUUCCUGAUUAUAUUUCAAAUGAAAUAAGGCGCUGUGGUUUUGCUAAUCCAACGUCAAUUCAGGCUCAAGGUUGGCCAAUUGCUCUGAGUGGAAGAGACAUGGUUGGUAUUGCCCAGACAGGAUCAGGAAAAACUCUGGCUUAUAUUCUACCUGCCACAAUACACAUCAAUCAUCAAGAACGCUUAAGGCGAGGGGAGGGACCCAUUGCUCUUAUUUUGGUUCCAACUAGAGAACUUGCUCAGCAGAUUCAAACAGUUGCCAGAGAUUUUGGAUCAUCAUCUUACCUUCGCAAUACUUGUUUAUUUGGCGGUGCUCCUAAGGGGCCCCAAGCUCGAGAUCUGGAAAGAGGGGUUGAGAUUGUCAUAGCAACUCCUGGAAGAUUGAUUGACUUUCUGGAAAGAGGAACAACAAAUUUACGGCGCUGUACUUACUUAGUUUUGGAUGAAGCUGAUCGCAUGCUGGACAUGGGAUUUGAGCCACAAAUCCGCAAAAUUAUUGAACAAAUUAGACCUGAUCGCCAAACUCUUAUGUGGUCUGCCACCUGGCCCAAAGAAGUAAGAAACUUGGCCGAGGAAUUUCUGAGCGACUACAUCCAAGUAAACAUUGGUUCUUUACAAUUGUCAGCUAAUCAUAACAUUCUUCAAAUUGUUGAUGUUUGUCAAGAACAUGAAAAAGAGGGAAAGUUGAGCCUUUUACUGCAAGAUAUAACGGGUGAAGGAGAUAGCAAAACCAUUGUUUUUGUUGGCACAAAACGUAAAGCAGAAUCUAUUGCUAAAAUAAUUCGUAGUUGUGGAUUUGGAGCAGUGUGCAUGCAUGGAGACAAGUCACAACAAGAGAGAGAUUAUGUUCUUAGAGAUGUGGAAGGUAUCAAGUUUGUGAUCAACUUUGACUAUCCUAACUCUUCUGAAGAUUAUAUACAUCGUAUUGGUCGUACUGGGCGAAACCAAGAGCGAGGUACUUCAUAUGCAUUUUUCACACCUGGGAACAGUCGUCAAGCUAGGGAUUUGGUAUCAGUUCUGAGAGAAGCAAAUCAAUCUAUUAAUCCCAAAUUGGAGGAAAUGGCACGUCGUGGUGGCAAUCGAGGUGCUUAUUUUGCUGCUAGCGCUGGAGGAAAGUGGACGAAUGGUCCGUUCAAUAGGAGACCACCUACUGCUAAAACCUUUGGUGGUACUAACAAUUGGGGAGAGGCUAAGAGAUGGACUGGAGCACCUACUACUCACCAAGUUGGCAUGACCAGAAACAGACCCUCUCGAUUUUCAAAUGGUGAUAAUUUCCAGAACAAUCCAAUGCAAAUUAAUACUCAACAAAAUGGAAAUGGAAAUUACCAUUUCAAUCAGACACAGAAUGGCAGCCCUCUAUUUAGUACACCACCACCUGCAAUUACAGGAAACUCUCCCAAUAUGACACAUUUUCUGCAACAACCGCCUCCACCUCCACCUCAGAGAACAGCUCCUCCUCCUCCACCUCCCAACAGUAAUUCUAAUGGUGUGACUAAGACACCGCUGUUAACCCUCAAGGAUACUUGUUCUAUUCAGGGUUUAGCCAUGAUGUCAGGACGAUCUUUCAAUCAACCUGCCUUUCUAAAUGGCACCACUCAUGCACCUGUGCAGGCAGUGCAACUGUAAAAUGCGGAAUGAAAUUUAUUUGUCAUGUGAUCUUUUCUCAUGUCAGUAUUUUUACUUAAAUUGCAUUUUGAAAUAGGGUAAUUCAAAUAUGUUGUUGUAAAUAAUAUUUCAAAAGAUAAAUCAAUAUUUUUUUUUGUUUAUUAUUCUUGAUGUAUGAAUUAAAUUAAGUUGUGUCUAAUAAAGGUAAAGCUAUAUUCUCCCCAUUUGCUGACUUGUUUUGUACCACAAUUGCUUCAUACAUUCCUUAGACAAGGUAUCGGUUAUGUUCUAAUUGUCUGUUGGCUGUAGAGUGAAACAAUCUGCAUUUCAUUUGCCUUUACAUUACUGUGCUGUAAUAAGAAAUAUCUAUUAAAUAUACCAUUUCUGUUUCAUGUGGUUGGUGCAUAUUUUAAUGCUGUAAUAAUACCUCUACCUCCUGUGAGGCCUGUUACACAUAGAUUCACACAAGUAGGCACACAAGCGCUUUUGGUAAUGUGCACUGAAAGAUAGGAAACUUGUUUUACUAGACAUUUAUUGUUGCUUGAGCUGUGCGCCAGUGCUUUUGUUUAUGUGGCAAUAUUGCAUGUUAUGGCCAUUGGAUCACAUGAGAGAUUGUGUUCAUACAUGCAUUAAAUUUUGAAAUAGUUUCCAAUUUAAGAGUUAUCAAUGUAUGCAAUGUGCCAAAUAAAUUACAUUUGUAAAUGGUAAAAA